AUGGCUACCCAAACCUCAUUCUAUGUAAUAGUUCUAUUCAUUUCCUUAGCAACAUUGUUUUUCUUCCAAGUGAACUCAACUCAAACUGAAACCACUUCCUUUUCCAUCCCAAAGUUUGUCUCAGACCAACCAAAUCUAAUCUUCCAAGGCAGUGCCUAUGCCUCAAACGAGAAGUUGACACUGACCGAGGCCGUAAAUUACAAUGUUGGCAGAGCUCUCUAUUCCGCACCUAUCCAUAUUUGGGAUAGCAAAACCGGCAACGUUGCUGAUUUUACAUCUUCCUUCACCUUUGUUAUAAAUGCAGCUGGAAAUUCUAUGAUUGCCGACGGAUUAACCUUCUUCAUUGCACCUGAAGAUACUCAGCCGGGUAACUAUGGUGGGUAUCUCGGAGUUUUCAACAGCGAAGAUUAUAAUAAAACUAUUCAAACUGUUGCGGUUGAGUUUGACACUUUCCAAAAUCUUGAGUGGGAUCCAAGUUACAUACAUAUUGGAAUCGAUGUUAACUCUAUAAAAUCCAUAAGUACUGCACCAUGGAUUUUGCAGAAUGGUGAAGAGGCUAAUGUUGUGAUAAGUUUUAAAGCUGCUACAAAUGAAUUAACUGUUUCGUUAACUUAUCCUAAUUCAGUUAGUUAUACCCUUAGUGGCGUUGUUGUGCCUUUAAAGGAUGUUGUUCCUGAGUGGGUUAGGGUAGGUUUGUCAGGUUCCACUGCAUUAGAACUUUCAGCACAUGAAGUUCUUUCAUGGUCUUUUCAUUCUGUGUUGGGUGGAACUUCAAGUUCUAACCAAGCUGCAGCUGCAUAGUUUGCAGCUUCUCAUCAUCAUGCAUGUUAUAUCUUGUGUGAUAGAUCUAACUUCUAUAAAUAAACUGCACAUGUAUAAUUAAGCAGUACUUGUAAUGGUUUUUUCUAUGUCAGUUGUAAUGUUAGCUAUCAUCUAUGUCA
Vicia villosa (hairy vetch) is the source of this 941-nucleotide messenger RNA. Its product is annotated as lectin beta-1 and beta-2 chains-like. The coding region runs from base 1 to 801 and encodes 266 amino acids. Lineage: Eukaryota; Viridiplantae; Streptophyta; Magnoliopsida; Fabales; Fabaceae. The transcript has a single exon. Gene Ontology annotation, molecular function: carbohydrate binding. The record is from RefSeq and is a predicted model, not a curated record.